AUGCAUGGGUGGGCCGUCAGCCGGAGGACCUGGAAGACAUUCCAGGGCCUCUUCUGGAACGGGAUUAGAAAACCUCUUCAACCUGGGGAGGAAGUAAAAGUUGUCCUCCAGUCUGGAACCUUGUCCUUAGUAUUGUUUAAUCAGUGGACGGAUGAAAUGCGACAAAUUGUGACAACUCCUCUUUCUCUCCUGACUGACAAUUUCAAGGAAGUUAAAAGGAGAGCACAUGACUUAAGUUUAGAAAUUAAAAAAGGAAAAUUUGUAACAUUGUGUAGCUCAGAAUGGCCUACGUUCAAUGUAGGAUGGCCAGCUGAAGGUAUUGCAGCUGCAGAGGGUGCACUGCCCCAAGUGCCGGACAAUGGCGGGGCAAUGGCAGCAGCAGCAGGUCAGGCGGCCGGCACCCGUGGAAGAAUGCAGUGCGCACCCCCCUCUAAUGGACCAGCAGAUUCCACAGUCUUGCUGUUGCGGGCCACAGGGCCCGCAGAUGCAACCGGCAACCAACAACUUCACUAUUGGCCUUUUGGCACUAGUGACCUGUACAAUUGGAAAACUCAGAAUGCCAAGUUCUCAGAUAAUCCCAGAGAUUUAACUGACCUCAUAGAGACUAUUUUGUUUACUCAUCAGCCUACAUGGGACAAUUGUCAACAGCUCCUCCAGAUUUUAUUCACCACCGAGGAACGUGAGAGGAUCCAGAGGAAGCCCAGAAAUCUGUUUUGGGGGAUAAUAGGCAACCCACUACUAAUAGAGGUGAUUAAUGCCACCAUCCCCUUAACCCAUCCCAAUUGGGACUACAACAUGACUGAAGGUAAGGAGAGACUCUGUGUGUACUGUCAGACUCUAUUGGGAGGUCUCAGGGCAGCCGCUAGGAAGCCCACCAAUUUGGCUAAGGUAGGUGAUGUACAGCAAGGGAGGGAUGAAAGUCCUGCCACUUUCAUAGAAAGAUUAAUGGAAGCAUUUCACCAAUACACCCCCAUGAAUCUGGAAGCACCUGAAACUAAGGCUGCACUGAUCAUGGCUUUUGUGAAUCAAGAAGCCUCAGACAUUAGCAGAAAGUUACAAAAAAUUGACAGAUUAAAUGAAAAAAGUAUUCAGGAUUUAAUGCUAGUUGUAGGGAGGGUUUAUAAUCACUGGGAAAGUCCAGAAGACCGACAGGCCAAGGCACUAGGGGCAGCCAGUGACCGGAACACUCGGAACCUUGCAAAAAUCUUACUUGCCUCAAAAACCGGGAGCGUCCGAGAAAGAGAAGAACAACUGCAGAAAAUUAAUCAGUGUGCCUAUUGCAAGGAAGAUGGACAUUGGGCAAAAGAAUGCCCAAAUAAAAGAACUCAAAAACCACCGACUAAAGUACUAGAAUUGGGGGAACUCAGUGAUAAGGGGCGACAGGGUUUGGUCCCCCUCCCCGAGCCCAGGGUAACUCUUAAAGUGGAGGGGACCCCAAUUGGCUUCCUCGUGGACACUGGGGCACAACAUUCAGUCUUAUUCAAAGCCCAAGGAAACCUGUCCAAUCAAACCUCCUGGGUUGAGGGGGCCACAGGGACAAAUCAAUAUUCAUGGACUACCCGAAGAACAGUAGAUCUUGGCGUGGGUCGGGUAUCCCACUCAUUCAUGGUAAUUCCAGAAUGCCCCUAUCCACUUCUUGGGAGAGAUAUACUAACCAAAAUAGGAGCACAAAUACACUUUCAAAAAGGAGGGGCAACCAUUAUGGACAGUAGGGGCCAACCUAUUCAAGUGUUAAUUGUAAACCUAGAAGAUGAAUAUAGACUCCAACAACAACCCCCUCCUUCCCCAUCCGGAGAUAUAAGGCAGUGGUUAUUAGCUUUUCCUCAGGCAUGGGCUGAAACUGGAGGUAUGGGGUUAGCAAAACAUAGGCCACCGGUUUAUGUGGAAAUUAAACCUGGAGCGGACCCAUCCGCUUCGAAUACCCCUCCACUUCCCGUUCAAAAACCUCAUUCCAAUGACUACAGACCAGUACAAGACCUCCGAGAAGUUAAUAAAUGGGUUGUAGACAUUCAUCCUACUGUCCCUAACCCAUACACCCUCCUUAGUUCUUUAUCCACAGAUCACCAGUGGUACACAGUCUUGGAUCUUAAAGAUGCUUUUCUCAGCCUACCAUUGGCCCCAAAGUGUCAGGACCUGUUUGCCUUUGAGUGGACAGACCCCACAGAGGGCAUUAAUGGACAACUAACCUGGACGAGAUUACCUCAGAGGCUCAAAAGUUCACCUACAAUUUUCGACGAGGCGCUGCAUGAAGACCUGGGUAAGUUCCAAUCCGACCACCCCGGUCUCAUGCUAUUACAAUAUGUAGAUGAUCUACUAGUUGCCACAGCAGACUACAAGACCUGUCUCCAAGGGACCAGAGACUUACUCUGGACAUUAGGAGAAAUGGGUUACAGAGCCUCAGCCAAAAAGGCUCAACUUUGCCAAACAGAGGUGAGCGAUUUGGGGUAUAUGUUAAAAAAAGGACAAAGAUGGCUGACUAGGGCCCGCAAGGAGACUGUGCUAAAAAUCCCUAGACCCAACACCCCACGUGGGGUGCGGGAGUUCCUAGGAUUAGCCGGCUACUGUAGACUUUGGAUACCAGGUUUUGCAGAACUGGCAAAACCUCUCUGUGAAGCAACCAAGGAGGGGCAGAAAUUUCAGUGGACAGAGGCCAUGGAAAAAUCCUUUAAUUCACUUAAGACUGCCCUUUUGUCAGCUCCUGCCCUUGGACUACCUGAUGUAACAAAAUCCUUCCAUAUAUACAUUGAUGAAAAUAAGGGGGUAGCAAAAGGAGUUAUAAUCCAAUGCUUAGGCCCCUGA
Molecule: messenger RNA, 2799 nt
Organism: Orycteropus afer afer
Lineage: Eukaryota; Metazoa; Chordata; Mammalia; Tubulidentata; Orycteropodidae
Source: RefSeq, a predicted model, not a curated record